Pochonia chlamydosporia 170 is the source of this 1329-nucleotide messenger RNA. RefSeq names its product proteasome maturation ans ribosome synthesis protein Nop10. Gene Ontology annotation, molecular function: RNA endonuclease activity. Bases 1 to 1329 code for a protein of 442 amino acids. Gene Ontology annotation, cellular component: preribosome, small subunit precursor. The transcript has a single exon. The record is from RefSeq and is a predicted model, not a curated record. Gene Ontology annotation, biological process: ribosomal small subunit biogenesis; maturation of SSU-rRNA. Lineage: Eukaryota; Fungi; Ascomycota; Sordariomycetes; Hypocreales; Clavicipitaceae.
AUGGCUACCCCGCCACCGGAGCCCGACGCUCCUCAAACCGUCCUCAAGCCAAUUCACAGCCUGGUUCUCGAUACUGGCCCAUUGAUCAAAAACGACCCGCCCGUGAGCGCACUCCUCUCACAAGCCGAAAAGCUAUACACGAUCCCAUCCGUCAUACCCGAAAUCAGAGACCCCGCUACACGCGCACGAGUUGAAACAACGCUGCUACCCUUUGUGACGGUCCGCGCGCCGGGUCCUGCGAGUAUAAAGUUUGUGACCGACUUUGCCAGACGGACGGGUGACCUGGCGGUGCUCAGCAGGCCUGAUAUCGAGGUUAUAGCCCUUGGGUAUGAGUUGGAGUGCGAGCGAAACGGCGGCGACUGGCGACUGAGAAACACUCCGGGCCAGAAGAGGUUGAAUGGCCGACCGAAUGGCGCAGAGAACAAGGAAAAUACCGAGAGUGGUACAUCAGAAGAUGUGAGCGAGCCAGUUGCAGCCGAUGGUGAGGCCAAGCCGGUGACAGAAGUUGAACAGACUGAGUCGCCUGAUUUGGAAACCAAGUUGGACGACAUGACUCUGGAAUCUACGCAAGAAGCAGAGAAAACCAUUGUCGAGGAAGACACCACGGUUGAAGAGACACCAGCUACCUCCGAUGCACCAGAGGAUCAACCAUCAAACACUGAGUUAACGGCAGCAGCUGGAGACGACUCAGACGACGAAGGCUGGAUCACACCCUCCAACCUCAAGAAGCACCAAGCAGCCGACACAUCAGGCAGCACCCCUUCCCAGCCCGCGCAAAAGACCCUCCAAUCUGCCAUCCUCACCUCCGACUACGCCAUGCAAAACGUCGCCCUCCGAAUUAACAUCAACCUCAUCACACCCACCUUCUCGCGCAUCACGCACCUCAAGAACUGGGUCCUCCGCUGCCAUGGCUGCUUCGCCAUCACCAAAGAAAUGGAAAAGCAGUUCUGUCCCAAGUGUGGUCAACCAACACUCACUCGCACAAGCUGCUCGACCGACCAGCACGGCAACUUCCAGGUCCAUCUCAAGAAGAACUUUCAGUGGAAUAACCGCGGCAAUGUGUACAGUGUUCCGAAGGCUGUUCACGGGUCUGCCAACGGACGAUUGCCCAAGGGCUCGGGCGGGAAGAAUGGCUGGGGCAGAGAUCUUAUUCUUGCAGAGGACCAGAAGGAGUAUGUCAAGGCGAGCGAGGAGCAGAAGAGGCAGAGGAAGCUGGAUAUCAUGGACCAGGACUAUUUACCUGGGAUUUUGAGUGGGAGGAGGACCGGUGGUGCCGGCAAGGUGAGUGUCGGGGCUGGCAGGAACAUCAAUUCCAAGAAGAAGAGGUAG